GUGUUUAUGAGUUCAUAUUAAAAAGAAAAUUGGUGUAUGUGUUGAUUAUAUAUAUUCAAGACGUGACAAGCUUCGGCAAAAAAAGAAAAAAGAAAAAAAAAGAAAUUCUCGAAAAAGCGCAGCGUGCGCAAAAGACUUUUUUUAAGCAUAGCUGGGUUCACUCACGGUCGGUUCUAGAAAGAAGGAAGCGUCGGUUGACACGUACGGAAGGUCACAAUCGCACGUGCAAAAGCUUCUCGAUCUCAUUGGCUGGCUCAGCUCACCCUUUUGUUUCUAAGCAUCUAGUUCUUUUCUCGCUCGCUCGCCCGCUCGCCCGCUCGCCCUUUUUCCACUACUAAAAACUCUCUCCACUCUACGAUCACACAUUCCCUUUCAGAAAACAAAAAAAAUAAAAAAUAAAAAAUAAAAAUAAAAACCAAUCUGGCACUCAUUACUCAUACAACAAACAAAGUAGCACUGAAUCAUUUUUGUUUCCUCCACUUUUUUUUUUUUGUUUGUUUUCUUUCUUUACAGCUCAUUGCCUGCUGCAGAUCGAAUCAAUCUCAAAGGCAUAAAUUUUCUUUCUUUUGUGGCUGCCAAAUGGCAGCAUAGAUCAGAUAAUCAUAUGUUACAACAAGGACCAAUUUUCGAGCUUGGUUUGUCAGAUGAUUUUUAGCAUCUAUAUUAUGCUUGUUCAGUGCCAUUAUGGGCAUAUGUCUGAUGAAGUGUCAAUGGCCAUGGCUGCUUCACGCACUAUUCUUUUUUUUCUUAAUAAACAAAGGCAGAGCUAUCAGUCCUGAUGGAGAGGCACUUCUAAGCUUUCGGGUAGCGAUCAUUAGUUCAGAUGGUGUAUUUUCUCACUGGAGGCCAGAGGAUCCUGAUCCAUGCAAAUGGAAAGGGGUGACAUGUGAUAGUAAAACCAAGAGAGUGACAAUUUUGAGCCUUACGAAUCAUAAACUGAGUGGUCCUAUAUCACCUGAACUUGGGAAGCUGGAACACUUGAGACAGUUAAUUCUUUGUAACAAUAACUUUUAUGGGGUAAUUCCUUCAGAGCUUGGUAAUUGCACAGAGCUGCAAGGAAUGUACUUGCAAGGCAAUUACUUAAGUGGAAUAAUCCCUAAUGAACUGGAGAACUUAUCUUCACUUCAGAAUCUGGAUAUCUCGAGCAACUCUAUCAGCGGAUCUAUCCCUCCAUCAAUUGGGAUGCUGGAUAAGCUCAUUACAUUCAAUGUGUCCAACAAUUUUUUGGUUGGCCCUAUACCAUCACAAGGUGUUUUCAGCAGCUAUACUGCAAGCUCUUUUGUUGGGAAUCGUGGUUUAUGUGGAAAGCAAAUCAAUGUAGCAUGCAAAGAUGACAAUGGAGCUAUGACAAAUUCCAGGUCUCCAAGUUCAGCUCAAAAUCAAGGUGGUAAAAAGAAAUACUCCGGAAGACUUCUCAUUAGUGCAUCAGCCACUGUAGGUGCACUACUUUUGGUGGCACUUAUGUGUUUCUGGGGAUGCUUCCUAUAUAAGAAGUUUGGUAAAAAUGAGGGCAGAACUCUGGCCAUGGACGUCAGUGGAGGGGCAUCGAUUGUUAUGUUUCAUGGAGACUUGCCAUACUCUUCCAAAGACAUCAUUAAGAAAUUAGAAACUUUGAAUGAGGAACACAUUUUAGGUACUGGGGGGUUUGGGACAGUGUACAAACUUUCUAUGGAUGAUGGAAAUGUGUUUGCUUUGAAACGAAUUGUGAAGUUGAAUGAAGGAUUUGAUCGAUUUUUUGAAAGAGAGCUUGAAAUUCUUGGAAGCAUAAAACAUCGAUACCUUGUAAACUUGCGAGGAUAUUGUAAUUCACCUGCAUCAAAGCUGUUAAUCUAUGAUUAUCUAGCAGGUGGCAGCCUUGAUGAAGCUCUUCAUGAACGAUCUGAGCAGUUGGACUGGGAAACACGCCUGAACGUUAUCAUGGGAGCAGCAAAAGGAAUGGCCUAUUUACACCAUGAUUGUUCUCCUAGGAUCAUACACCGUGACAUAAAGUCCAGUAACAUUUUACUUGAUAGCAAUUUGGAGGCUCGAGUAUCAGACUUUGGACUUGCCAAACUGUUAGAGGAUGAAGAAACUCAUAUUACAACCAUUGUUGCAGGAACAUUUGGUUAUUUGGCUCCAGAGUACAUGGUAAGCGGGAGAGCAACUGACAAGACGGAUGUCUAUAGUUUUGGAGUCUUGGUGCUUGAAGUCUUAAGUGGAAAGAGACCUACUGAUGCAUCAUUCAUCGAAAAGGGCCUCAACAUCGUUGGUUGGUUAAAUUUCUUGAUAACGGAGAAUAGGCAACGAGAGAUUGUAGAUUCAAAUUGUGUGGGGAUGCAGGCAGAAAGCCUGGAUGCCUUGCUCUCAGUUGCCAUCCAGUGUGUGUGUUCGAACCCAGAAGAUAGACCCAGCAUGCACAGGGUGGUGCAGUUGCUUGAAUCCGAGGUUAUGACCCCAUACCCGAGUGAUUUUUAUGAUUCCAACUCCGAUUGAGUAGUCCAAGCUGAAAAAAGAGACACGUUUGGUUUGCCUUCAUGUUUCUCACAACUCAAAAGUAGUGCAAGCAAAAAAAAAACAAGCACUAAAUGAGGGGGCUCGAUAUCAGCAGCUGCAGCUUUCACUUGUUCAUUUCAUUAAAUUCUUUAUGCGGAUCGAAGUUGGAAGGUCCAUCUGAACUGUUCAAUGGAAGUAGAGUUUAGGUGCAUAUUUGUCCUUCAUUUGGCAUGGGUGAACUUCCUUUUUCUCUUUUAAUUUUAGGCAUUUUUUUUUUCGUUCGAGCUUUGCCUUUAUGAAAUCAAUAUGUAAUCUUCUUUAUCCAGUCCUUAAGUACAAAUUGAGAAUAUUUGGGCUUUUGGCAGAUCCUUGUUGUUUAUACCAUUUUUGUAAGAUAAAGCUUCAUUAUUACAGUAAUAAUUUGAUGGAUGAAA
This is a messenger RNA of Gossypium arboreum, 2906 nucleotides long. RefSeq names its product LRR receptor-like serine/threonine-protein kinase FEI 2. Gene Ontology annotation, biological process: protein phosphorylation. Lineage: Eukaryota; Viridiplantae; Streptophyta; Magnoliopsida; Malvales; Malvaceae. Gene Ontology annotation, molecular function: protein binding; protein kinase activity; ATP binding. The transcript is spliced from 14 exons. The coding region runs from base 685 to 2472 and encodes 595 amino acids. The record is from RefSeq and is a predicted model, not a curated record.